Molecule: messenger RNA, 2578 nt
Organism: Etheostoma cragini (Arkansas darter)
Lineage: Eukaryota; Metazoa; Chordata; Actinopteri; Perciformes; Percidae
Gene: ints9
Product: integrator complex subunit 9
Exons: 17
Coding region: 383-2359 (658 amino acids)
Biological process (GO): snRNA processing
Cellular component (GO): integrator complex
Source: RefSeq, a predicted model, not a curated record
CAAACUCUAACAUAAAACUGGGUUAAUUUUGUCUACAUAUGGCUCUAGUUAGAGCCUAGGAAAGCAACUGACAGCGGUGCGCUCUAUAGGCACGUGCAUUUGUUGAUAACAAUUAUCGAAGCUUUGGCAGAUAUUUUUGUGAGGCACAGUGCUCCUUUCAGUAUAGCUACGAGCGAACCAAAGCGUGCUGUUUUGUUCACUAUUUGGCGAAUUUGGUCUACUUGUAGCAGCUGUGCUGUUGUUUAAAAAACACUCCGUCUCUGUAGAGGGCAGUAGUGGUCAAAAGUCAUAGAAACAAAGCCAGCGGAGUCCCGAAAAAUAUUAGACAGGGAUGCCGUUUUAGCGAAGUCGAGUAAAUAUAACUAAUUUAUCAGGGUUAAGCAUGAAAUUGUAUUGUCUGUCUGGUCAUCCUACAUUGCCUUGCAAUGUCCUCAAGUUUAAAUCCACCACUAUCAUGUUGGACUGUGGGCUGGACACCACCUCUGUCCUCAACUUCCUGCCCCUUCCUCUCGUGCACAGCCCAAGACUCUCCAAGCUACCUAGUUGGGUCUCUAAGGAUGGAACAAUUAACUUGGAGAAGGAGCUAAAGGAGUGUGCAGGAAGAGUGUUUGUGGACUCACAGCCAGAGUUCUGUCUCCCUGAGAGAGAACUGCUGGAUCUAUCUACAAUUGAUGUCAUCCUGAUCUCCAACUACCACUGUAUGAUGGCCCUGCCCUACAUCACUGAACACACAGGCUUCACUGGGACGGUGUAUGCUACAGAACCCACCCUGCAGAUUGGCAGACUAUUAAUGGAGGAACUGGUGAACUUCAUGGAGAGAGUUCCCAAAGCGCAAUCUGCCACCUGCUGGAAAAAUAAGGAAAUACAAAGGAUGCUCCCUGGGCCGCUGAAGGAUGCCGUAGAUGUGUGGACGUGGAAACGAAGUUACAGCAUGCAGGAGGUCAACUCGGCGCUCAGCAAAGUUCAGCUUGUGGGUUACUCCCAGAAAGUGGAGCUGUUCGGAGCGGUACAGGUGUCCCCGUUAAGCUCUGGUUACUCAUUGGGGAGCUCCAACUGGAUCAUCCAGUCUCAUCAUGAGAAAGUCGCCUAUGUGUCGGGUUCGUCCCUCCUCACCACACAUCCACAGCCGAUGGACCAAAGCUCCCUUAAGAACAGCGAUGUGCUGAUUCUGACAGGACUCACCCAGAUGCCCACCGCCAACCCAGACGGCAUGCUGGGAGAAUUCUGCAGCAACCUUGCCAUGACGAUUCGAGCUGGAGGCAAUGUGCUAGUGCCGUGCUACUCGUCGGGGGUGAUAUAUGACCUGCUGGAGUGUCUGUACCAGUUCAUCGAGAGCGCCAACCUGGGGACCACGCCCUUCUACUUCAUCUCGCCCAUCGCCAACAGCUCGCUGGAGUUCUCUCAGAUCUUCGCCGAGUGGCUUUGCCACAACAAGCAAUCAAAGGUUUAUCUCCCAGAGCCUCCAUUCCCUCAUGCAGAGUUGAUUCAAACCAACAAGCUGAAGCACUACCCCAGUAUCCACGGAGACUUCAGCAGUGAGUUCCGUCAGCCGUGCGUGGUGUUCACCGGUCACCCCUCUCUUCGCUUCGGCGAUGUGGUUCACUUCAUGGAGCUGUGGGGCAAAUCCAGCCUCAACACCAUAAUCUUUACUGAGCCAGACUUUUCCUACCUGGAUGCCUUGGCUCCCUACCAGCCGCUGGCCAUGAAGUGUGUUUACUGUCCCAUUGACACGCGGCUCAACUUCCACCAAGUCUCAAAGCUGCUCAAGGAAGUCCAGCCCCUCCAUGUGGUGUGUCCGGAGCAGUACACCCAGCCUCCCCUGACCCAGUCCCACCGCUCUGAUCUGAUGUUGGAGCUGCAGCCCCCUCCAAUGCCCUACAGGCGCUGCUCUGUUCUCAACCUGCCCUUUAGACGCCGCUAUGAGCGAGUCUACAUACUGCCUGAGUUGGCCAACUCCCUGGUGCCCUCUGAGAUUAAACCUGGCAUUUCCAUGGCAACUGUGUCUGCAGUGCUGCACUCCAAGGACAACAAACACACACUACAGUCGGUGCCCAAACCCCCUCCAGUGCCUCCCAGCAAGAAGAGGAAACGGGUAAUGGAGGAGCCUCCAGUAGUGCUGGCCCCGAAACCCCUGCUGAGUGGAGCUGUGCCCCUGGAAGCUUUCCUGGUCACACUGCAAAAGCACGGUAUUACAGAGGUGAAAGUGGAGGAGACGGCGGACGGACACAUUCUGCACCUGCAGGCGGAGGACACACUGAUUCAGCUGGAGGAGGACGGGACACACAUCGUCUGCGACAACAACGAGCCGCUGCGUACCACGCUGCGAGACCUGGUGCUGCGCUUCCUGCAGAAACUCUGACCUGAAUCCUUUAGUGUUAGUUUUUUUUAGGAUUUCUGCUUCAUUGGACUGUGGCGAGCAGAAAAAGAUGAAUUAAAGACGAAGAGUCGUGAGCUGGAGUGUCCUCACUUUAUUAACUGCAGUUACAGUAGUUUUACUGUAGUAAAAGUCCUGUUCUAUUUUGUAAAAUAGUAUUUUGUAUUAAAAGUUUCUCAAACAUGUUUGAGAUCAUCUCGGUGG